AUGACCACCCACCUAGGAGCCGAAGGCAAGGCCAUUGCUCUGCAUGUAUCGGGGGCCUGUAGUGGUGUGUUUGAAAUCCCAUGCCUCUGCAAAGUGCCUGAACUUAGCACGGGCCUACUACCUGCCAUUGUCUUUCAGAACGACGUCAUUUUAGUUUCGAGGUUUGUUGUAUCACUUUUCCUUUGCAUAAACUUUUUGCUAAUCACAACCUUUUUUAUGAAGGAGUUCUUCUAUACAACCAUGCGCUACAUCUUAUUUGCUAAUACAUUAUUGUCUGAUUGUCUGAUCUUGAUAGUAACAAAUUUCUUGCUCAUCUUUGACUAUUUUCAUUUGACCAUGCAAAUAUGGUUGUGUCUUAUUUUCUACAUUUUAUCAUCUGUGUACACUUUUGUCACACCAGUUACUCUGACUGCAAUGACCCUGGAGCGCUAUGUGGCCAUUUGCAUGCCCCUGCAACAUUCAGAGCUGUGCUCCACACACAGGUCUCUGCACUGUAUUCUCAUCAUUCACAGCCUCAGCUAUGUACCCUGCAUUGUGAUUCUCUCAGUCUUCUUUGCAUCAGCCUCCCUUAGCUUCUACAAACAAUACAAGGUCUGCUCUGUGGAGAUGUUCAUAUUUCACAGUUGGCAGCGUCAUCUUAGGUCAGCUAUAAGUCUGUUUUACUUCUUGAUCAUGUUUAUUGCUAUUGUAUUCUCGUAUGUUAAAAUAAUGAAAGUUGCCAAAGCUGCAUCAGGAGAGAAUAAAAAGUCUACUGUUCUCAAGUGUCUCUCCCAGUAUCUUCAAAACCUAAUGCUGUUACAUUACUAUUUUACCAUUUCAGAGGACUCUUUCUUACAGUCUGGGGCACUACAAACGACAAACACAAUUUUUGGCCUCAGGGAUGAAAAGUUCUUUAAUGCACUGAAAAACUUUGCUCUAUGUGGCUUGCAUAAGAACUUAAAGCCCUAA
This is a messenger RNA of Morone saxatilis (striped sea-bass), 948 nucleotides long. Its product is annotated as odorant receptor 131-2-like. The transcript has 5 exons. Gene Ontology annotation, biological process: G protein-coupled receptor signaling pathway. The record is from RefSeq and is a predicted model, not a curated record. Lineage: Eukaryota; Metazoa; Chordata; Actinopteri; Moronidae. The coding region runs from base 1 to 948 and encodes 315 amino acids. Gene Ontology annotation, molecular function: G protein-coupled receptor activity. Gene Ontology annotation, cellular component: membrane.